AUGACAUCAAAUAAUAGCCAAGACAGCUCGCAACAGAACAGAAGUUCUAUUGAGAAAUUGCGAGUCUUGAAUAAAGCCAAAGAUCAGCUUGAACGACUUUUAAGUGUUGCCGCGAGACACAUUCUAGCUACGAACAUCGGCCAGCCGACAGCAAACAUAGAUGCUCAGUGGAUAAACGAACACGGUAAGUGGAAUGACCUGACAACAAAGAUGACAAGGAUCGGCUGCUCCCCAUUUACCACUCAGCUUCCAAGAAGGCUAGUAGAUGCAGAUGUAGGCAAACAUUCUGGAAAGGUCUUGGUUUCCCAACAAACUUCAUCGACAAAUAAUCCACAGGGUAAUACCGGAAUGCGCAAGAACUUUGCCAAAAAAUCAAUGAUACCAAAGCCUGAUGAGUUAGAAGAUAGCAAAGAACCGAAGUUUUUUGCAAAGAAAUCCAUGAUACCAAAAGAAACACUUGAUUCAACUCAAGCAGAAUCAUCCUUUUCUGGAUCUAUGGGAACGCCAAAACUAGUGAGCGUCGAGAUAGACGAAAAUAACAAUUUAACGCGAGAAACUCGAGGGCAGCAACUUCAUAUGGGCAAUACUCGAAAGCCAAGAGCCCCGGUGACACCGAUGUAUGCUACAUAUACUGUACAGGAUUGGAAUCCGGUUAAUUACGAAUUUAUUACUGAGUCACCGGAACAGUUUAUUACUGAGCAAACUGUACGCAAACCAAGUAAACCACCUUCAAUAACUAGAUACAUAGAAGAGCCAAAAAAGGUGUGGACUCCGUCAGUACGCACGAGCUUGCCUGAACAUGCAGAUCAUAACGGCUCUUCUUCAUUCACAAACGAGCAUACAACGCCUAAUGACACUAUUGUUCAAAGCAGUCUGGCAGGUAUAGCUGCGGCCAAUGAUUCUAAUCAACUUCCACUUGCCACUGAUUUGUUAUGUGAAAAAGUCAUUGACUCAUUGAGGGAUCAUUCUACUAAUAAUGAGCUGCCUGAGAGAUCUACUCUCCCACAGAAAUUGUCACCCUGUAAGGAUACGGACCUAAGGGAAGUGGAUGCGCUUGUCGUCGACGAAGAUAGCCAAACGGAAAUUGGAAGUCAAGACGCUGAGGACAGUCAUAGAUUAACUGAAAGCGAAGAUAUGGGAGUGGACGUUGAUUCAACAUUAGUGUCCUCUCGUACAGCUUGCGAAGAUGAUUAUUUUGCUGAAGAUAUUGAAGAAAUGAUUAAAAUGGAAUUAAAGGCUACUCAGCAAGAAAUGGAAGAGCGCAUUCGAUUGAGAUAUGAACGGAUUUUUGAAAAACCAGACAAUAAAUUUGCAAGAGAAAAAAUCACAGAUAGGGGUGAUACAGUGCAGAAGACGUUAUUAAGAAGAGAAUUACGUGGUAUAUCGUCUUGUGCUCAAGCACGUCUUGGAAUACAAAGUCUAUUUCAAACAUUAAAAUUAGCUUUAGUGUUUCACGAAGCAAGUGGAAGUGUAGUCGACAUUGCAUUCUGUGAAGCUGAACGUAAAACUCGUGUUGCAAUUUGCUGCGCGACAAAUGAUAAUCCAGAUUAUAACACUGAAGGCAACCUGAAAUUUUACGAUCCGACAUCGAGUACCUUGUGUCAUUUCCUUGGUCAUCAUUCGAAAUCUCGGGCUGGUGUUGCUUGUUUUGAUACGGUAACUGAUGCCAAAUUCUCGCCUGAUGGAAGAGUAUUGUUGGCUGCAGAUGACAAAGGGCAGUGCAUACUAUGGGAUACAUCCUGUGGAAAGUCAACUGGCCAUCUACAUGGAAGCGAUAAUUGUCGUGAUAUAAUCAAUCGUGUUGCUGUGCGUGCAACCCCCAUCUCAACCCACUACCAAUUUGCCUCUUGUCUAUCAUCGGGCAACGUCAAUCUUUUUGACGUUACCCCUAAACGUAAUUCUUACAGUCUUCAAUGUCGAACCAGUUAUGACGAGAAAGACAACCGCGUGGCAAGUGACAUCCUAUUUGGCCGCCAUCGGUGCGCCGAUACUAUAAUUGUGGGAUAUAAUGGUAAAGGAAAUAAGGGUGGCGGAGUAGUGAGGGUGUGGAAUAUUGAGCGAAGAAAGGUAAUGAAGCAGUUCACAAAAGCACAGAGAAGUGUUUCUUGUAUUGCUGUAGCUCGUUCAGGGUCAUUCGGAGUGUGUGGAACAAGUGGGGCUAAUGCCAAAGAAGUAGGGGAUGGUAGAAUAUGGCUAUACGAUUUGCCAGAUAGUGAUCCCAUCGCCUCAGCUGCGACUACCGAAAAAGAUGCGACUUUAGUCUCAAUCAGUCCUAAUGAGAGUUAUGUUGCGGUCGGUGGUGCUAACAAUAUAGUGGAAGUAUAUGACACUCGUUUCUUUGACCGAGUUCUCGCUACUCUACCUCAUGUAAAAUCGCCCAUAGAUGGCGGUGACGGUAUAGAGGCCAUUCAGUGGCCUAGUGGACACAUGAUAUUAUCUGGAGGUGAAGACGGUGUGAGAAUAUGGGACCUGGCCAAGUCAGGCCCGGAAAUGUCUGUGAAGAGUUUUGAGUGCUUUGAUGGGAAUGUGGGAGCAGUCGCAUUGUCCGAGAAUAUGGAUUUCAUGUGUGUUGGCUGUAGUACUGGGAGGGUAUAUGUUUUCACGGUUGAUGAGGAGAAAGCUACAAAGAUGCGAGAAAGAUUUUCAAUAAUAAGUAGGUGA
Paraglomus brasilianum is the source of this 2661-nucleotide messenger RNA. The record is from the annotation of a GenBank genome assembly. Lineage: Eukaryota; Fungi; Glomeromycota; Glomeromycetes; Paraglomerales; Paraglomeraceae.